AUGCAGCUGACAAUACAGGCUAUUUUAUUGUUUCACUUCUGCAUACGUUGGGCCAAUGCCCUGUACGCCAAGUUUCCCACUCCAACUGAGACAUCAGCCCCCAGUCGGACAGAUGGCCUCGUUGCACAGCGUGGCGUCCCGUCCGAGAUGAUAACCUGCGGCUACAAAAACGGCGACCCAGAGGCUUACACAGAAUGGCCUAUGGGGCAUGCAUCAUCGACUAACCCGGACCUCUGCAGCAAAAAGGAGCAAUAUUGUAGUUUCGCGUACCUGAUCAUGGACGAAGGACACAAAUACACUUACAUGGCAUGCGGUGCCGUCGCAGCAACAGACACCUUCUUCAUGACCCCCAAAGUCCCACAGUUAACGAAACCCGGCCCAGAGACAUUGACUGCUGAGACAUCGGGACCCUCGAGCAGCACGACGGACGAAACCACCCCGUCGGAAACUCUCUCUGAGACAGUAACUGAGGCCUCUGACAACAAUGGCUCUCGCCGCAGUAGUAACGUGGGCGCAAUAGUUGGCGGUGUUGUCGGAGGCCUGGCUGUGGUCUGCGGAACGGCGAUUGUUGCUUUGUACUUGCUACGAAAGAACAAUGAGCACAAGCCCAAAAGUGAGAAGGGUACUUCUGAAGCCACGAGUCCAACAAGUCCCAAUGAUGGCCCCAAAGAGUUGACUGGAUCGAAUCCUUCCGAGUUGCAGGGAACUGCCAUUCCUACUCCUCAGCUCCCUCUAGUUGAGCUAUCAUGA
Fusarium graminearum PH-1 is the source of this 750-nucleotide messenger RNA. RefSeq lists its product as uncharacterized. The record is from RefSeq and is a predicted model, not a curated record. The transcript has 3 exons. NCBI's taxonomy places the organism in Eukaryota, Fungi, Ascomycota, Sordariomycetes, Hypocreales, Nectriaceae. Bases 1 to 750 code for a protein of 249 amino acids.